GUCACGAUGCGCUAGGUGCCCCGGCUACCGCGCGCUGUGGGACUCGAUCCGGCCGCUCUCCGACGCGACGCAAAUCGCCAGCUCGAGCCACGGCCGCCGAGGAAAGCGAGCGCGUCUCUGCUCAGCCAGAGGGGUCCGAUCGCCGGCGUCUUCCUCCGAGGUCGAAAGACGUUUAGAUUCUUUGCAACUGCGGCGAAGCUUCGAGACGCCGUGCUGCAUCGAUGUCGCGGAAACGGUCGGCUCCGACCGGCCAGCAGUCGCCUACCUCGCCCUGCCACAAAGCCACCACGAACGUCGACGGCUACUUCGAGGCGCGGUACGGAUUAAGGCGUGCGAUGAUCGUGACGGGUGGACUGCCAUCCGGAUGUUGCUUGAACGAAAAGCCAAAGCGUAGAAAUGUCGCAAGGAGGGGAUACGCCGGAGACGCCUUGCGCCGAUACUGAAGAAGACGCUUCGGCUGCCACAGAGGCAUCGAAAGGUUGCGCUGGCUACAGAUGCGAAGAACGAGUUAAUGCAAGUUCGGUGGAAUCUCUUGCGUCCGUAGUUGUCUCCGCGGGACGAAAACGAAGGGUGCCGCGAGGAAUAACCACGAACCAGCAGGUUCGCGCCAGCCAAGUCGGCAAAAAACUUGGUUCGGUAUACUUGAAGCCACGGCAAGUACAACGCGUCAGCAGGCUGAGCAACCGGACGUUCUCUCAAAAAACGUUCGUAAGGGUAAAGGUCGUUCGACGACUUCUGGCAGUACGGCCGAAGUACAGCAGGGAUGUACCAGAUUUAAAGGAGCAUCGCAGGCAAAGCGUCGAAGGCUGUCUCAGGGCGGGCAACAACUCAAAAGCAAGGCGAGAUAAAGCGCCGUCAAAAAAUGGUCGGCGUCAAGUCGUCGACCGAGGUUCUCCAGCGCCGGCGAAGCAGCGAACGCGCAGUGUGUCGAAGACUGUGGCUGCAAAGAAAUCAGCUCUAAGCAGGACAUGCAGUGUAUCUAACAAAAAGGCAUCGAAGAACCAUGUCAUCACAAGCACUGGCAUCAUCGGACCCGAAGUGCAGUUUCAUUCACUGGGAGCGUCGUGGGACGAAACGCCUUUCGGUGGGCCCGUUGGACUUGUUGCGCUCGUGCAACCGUCUGCUGCCGCAAAGGGCGGAGGUCGACUGCUUCACAACUGCGACUCAACUGAUCCCCAGGGGAUAAUGACGACGUCGGCUACCGUCCCUGGUUCCAGUGAGAUCGCAUGUACCGUAACGGAAGACCCGCCCAGUCGGGGUACAGUCGAGCGUGUUUCUGUGAAAGUGGAGCCGAAGCCCGUCGCGAUGGAAACGGCGGUGUUUAAGGAUCCUGUAGUGGAAAGCGGUGGUGUUCGUUCAAAUUGUGCUGUAUACGUGGGGCCACGUUUUGACACAGGGAACUGGGAUUCUCAUGCCAAUAUAUGUGUCCUGUCCUCAACGUAUCGCGAAGGUGUUCACACAGAUGAGAUCGGGGCUUGUCGGCGUGAUGUAUUCAUAGACCUGACGGAAAAUGAUUGUCCAUCAACAAGUGGCUCACCGAUUUCGUCUCCUAGCUCAGUGGGUUAUGGGCGUGACUUGGAUGGUGCGACGUGUUCGCUUCCGACCCCAAUCGAGUGUACCAGUCACUUGGAGCUGGAGAGUUGA
Messenger RNA from Dermacentor silvarum, 1644 nucleotides. RefSeq lists its product as uncharacterized. The transcript is spliced from 2 exons. Bases 397 to 1644 code for a protein of 415 amino acids. The record is from RefSeq and is a predicted model, not a curated record. NCBI's taxonomy places the organism in Eukaryota, Metazoa, Arthropoda, Arachnida, Ixodida, Ixodidae.